Messenger RNA from Symbiodinium natans, 702 nucleotides. The record is from the annotation of a GenBank genome assembly. Lineage: Eukaryota; Dinophyceae; Suessiales; Symbiodiniaceae.
AUGGCAGUGUGUGACGACUCUGGUGCGUUGCUUGCGGCGAGUGCCGACAAGUUGCUCGACGCAAGAGGGGAAGAGGAGCUCCAGGUGGAGGCGGAGGCGGAGGAUGAUGAGGAGGCUGAGGAGGAACCGGCUUUGCAGCGGGAGGUCACCGCUGCAGGCAGCGGCGCGCGGUCCUUGGGCUUGGCCCUUGCGGAAGUCUACGGCGCCCGGGCCAAGACGGGCCUUGCUCAUGCCAAGGACUACUAUGUGGAGCUUCCUCCAGCCUCCUGCUCCUUGGAGAAGUGGCGCGAACUAGCGAGCCUAGCGCAGGAAGGUGCUGUGGCAUGCUGCCCAACUGCUGCCGCUUUCUUCGAUGGGCUCAGUGAGGGCUUGGGUUGGGAUGUCUAUGAGUUGCUCUUGGACUUUGAGAUUUACACCCUGGAGCUGCAGCGCCGGGACCGUGUGCAAGCACGUAUACGCCCCCCGACCGAGUCGUCGUCGAGCGGCUCCGACAGCAGCAGCGAGAGCCUAGUGCUCGACGCAAAUUCGGAAGAGGAAGACGCUCCAAGCGCCGAUGGCGUGCAGGAGGCGUCUGAGCCGUCUGGGAAGCGCAAGAAGCUCCCGCAGAGUGGCCGAUGCACUGGCUUUGCAAUCGCCGGUGGUUCGGCCAACAUUGGAGGCCACACACUGGCCUCCACCGCUGGAGGGGGUCGGAGCUACUAG